Molecule: messenger RNA, 5188 nt
Organism: Perca fluviatilis (European perch)
Lineage: Eukaryota; Metazoa; Chordata; Actinopteri; Perciformes; Percidae
Gene: top2a
Product: DNA topoisomerase II alpha
Exons: 35
Coding region: 163-4929 (1588 amino acids)
Biological process (GO): resolution of meiotic recombination intermediates; sister chromatid segregation; DNA topological change
Cellular component (GO): nucleus
Molecular function (GO): DNA topoisomerase type II (double strand cut, ATP-hydrolyzing) activity; ATP binding; DNA binding
Source: RefSeq, a predicted model, not a curated record
AUUUUCAAACUGUGUUUGAUUCAUUCAGCGACGAUACGUUUUUAGUGCAGCUAGACAGAAGUUAGUUUUAGGACUUAGGUGGGAGUUGAUUAGUUAACGUUAGUUAUAAACGGAGUCAAAAGUUAUUGCGAGACCAAGGGUUUACCAGUAAAUAUAAGAAAAAUGGCUCAACCACUGAAGACCUUCUUUGAAAACAAGCCGGUGGAAAAGACGAAGAAAGAUCCGAAGCGGCUGUCAGUGGAGAGGAUCUAUCAGAAGAAGACUCAGUUAGAGCACAUUUUGCUCCGACCUGACUCCUACAUUGGCUCUGUAGAGCCUGCCACCCAACAAAUGUGGGUGUAUGAUGAGGAUGUUGGACUGAACUGCCGUGAUGUGACGUUUGUGCCUGGGCUUUACAAGAUUUUUGAUGAGAUCCUUGUAAAUGCAGCUGACAAUAAGCAGAGGGAUAACGGCAUGUCCUGCAUCAAGAUCAACAUUGAUGUUGAAAACAACACCAUCAGUGUGUGGAAUAAUGGGAAGGGUAUUCCUGUGGUGGAGCACAAGGUGGAGAAGGUCUAUGUGCCCGCUCUCAUCUUCGGACAGCUCCUCACCUCCAGUAACUAUGACGAUGAUGAGAAGAAAGUCACUGGUGGACGCAAUGGAUAUGGGGCUAAGCUUUGCAACAUCUUUAGCAAAAAGUUCACUGUAGAGACUGCCUGUAAAGAGUCAAAGAAGAUCUUUAAGCAGACUUGGUACGACAACAUGGGCAGGGCAGGGGAUUAUAAUCUCAAACCCUUUGACGGAGAGGAAUACACUUGCAUCACCUUCAGGCCAGAUCUUGCCAAGUUUAAAAUGAGCAUCUUGGACAAAGACACAGUGGCUCUGAUGACCAGGAGGGCCUACGACAUUGCCGGAUCCUCCAAGGGUGUCCGUGUGUUCUUCAAUGGCAAGAAGCUGCCACUUACAGGUUUCCGUAGCUACGUGGACAUGUAUUUGAAGGACAAGGUGGACGAGCUUGGUGGUGCCCUCAGCGUGGUCCACGAGGUCGUCAACCAGCGCUGGGAGGUCUGCCUCACCAUGAGUGAGAAAGGUUUCCAGCAAGUCAGCUUUGUCAACAGUAUUGCCACGACCAAGGGAGGGAGGCAUGUCGACUACGUGGCUGACCAGGUGGUUGCCAAGCUCAUUGAAGUGGUGAAGAAGAAGAAUAAAGCUGGGGUUGCCGUCAAGCCUUUCCAGGUCAAGAACCACCUGUGGCUGUUUGUCAAUUGUCUGGUUGAGAACCCCACCUUUGACUCUCAGACCAAAGAGAACAUGACACUGCAGCAGAAGAGCUUUGGGUCCACUUGUCCUCUCAGCGCCAAGUUCAUUAAAGAGGCCACAUCCUGUGGGAUUGUGGAAAGUAUCAUGAACUGGGUGAAGUUCAAGGCUCAAACCCAGCUCAACAAGAAAUGCUCAAGUGUUAAACACACAAAAAUCAAAGGGGUGCCUAAACUGGACGAUGCCAACGAUGCAGGUGGGAAGAACUCCAGUGGCUGCACACUGAUCCUUACUGAGGGAGACUCGGCCAAGACGCUUGCUGUGUCUGGGCUGGGAGUGGUCGGCAGGGACCGCUAUGGCGUAUUCCCUCUCAGAGGAAAAAUGCUCAACGUCCGGGAGGCCUCACUCAAACAGAUCAUGGAGAACGCUGAAAUCAACAGCAUCAUUAAGAUCGUUGGCCUUCAGUACAAGAAGAACUACAGCGACCCAGAAUCCCUCAAGACUCUGCGUUACGGCAAGAUCAUGAUCAUGACCGAUCAGGAUCAAGAUGGCUCCCACAUUAAGGGCCUUCUAAUCAACUUCAUCCACCAUAACUGGCCAUCAUUGCUGCGCCACAACUUCCUGGAAGAGUUCAUCACCCCCAUCAUCAAGGCAUCUCACAAGAAAACAGCGCUGUCUUUCUACAGUAUCCCUGAAUUCAACGAAUGGAAGGACAGCCAGUCCAACAUCAAAUCUUGGAAAAUAAAAUACUACAAAGGUUUGGGAACCAGCACAUCGCAGGAAGCCAAGGAGUACUUCUCUGAUAUGCAGAGACACCGUAUCCCAUUCAAGUACUCUGGACCUGAAGACGAUGAAGCUAUCACCCUUGCCUUUAGCAAGAAGAAGGUGGAAGAGCGGAAAGAGUGGCUGACCAACUUCAUGGUCAACAGGCGCCAGCGCAGGGCUCACAACCUGCCUGAGGAUUACCUGUACGGUCAGGCCACCAAGUCCCUCUCGUAUAACGACUUUGUCAACAAGGAGCUGGUACUUUUCUCCAACUCUGACAAUGAGAGAUCAAUCCCCUGCCUAGUGGAUGGUCUGAAACCAGGCCAGAGGAAAGUGCUGUUCUGUUGCUUCAAGAGGAACGACAAGCGAGAGGUGAAGGUGGCCCAGUUGGCUGGCUCGGUGGCUGAGAUGUCAGCCUACCACCACGGAGAGGUCUCUUUGAUGAUGACCAUUGUUGGUUUGGCCCAGAACUUUGUGGGAAGCAACAACUUGAACCUGUUGCAGCCACUGGGUCAGUUUGGAACCAGGUUGAAUGGUGGCAAGGACUCUGCCAGCCCUCGAUACAUCUUCACCAUGCUCAGCUCUCUGGCCCGCCUCGUUUUCCCAGCUGUGGAUGCCAACCUGCUAAAGUACAACUAUGAUGACAACCAGCGUGUUGAGCCGGAGUGGUACAUGCCCAUCCUCCCCACUGUGUUGGUGAAUGGCUCCGAAGGUAUUGGCACAGGCUGGUCCAGCAAGAUCCCCAACUUCGACUUAAGAGAGAUCAUCAGCAACAUCCACCGUAUGCUCAAUGGCGAUGAGCCUCUGCCCAUGCUUCCAAGCUACAAAGGCUUCAAAGGCACAAUUGAGAAGGUGAUGGACAACCAGUACGUCAACAGUGGAGAGGUGGCCAUCAUUGAUUCCACCACCAUUGAGAUCUCUGAAUUGCCUGUCAAAACCUGGACACAGGCCUACAAGGAGAACGUGCUGGAGCCAAUGAUGAAUGGCACCGAGAAGGUUCCUCCUCUGAUCACAGACUACAAGGAAUACCACACGGACACCACCGUGCGCUUUGUGGUCAAGAUGACACCAGAGAAGCUGAGUGAGGCGGAGGCGGCUGGCCUCCACAAAGUCUUCAAACUUCAGAACAGCCUCACCUGCAAUUCUAUGGUUCUGUUUGACCAUGUGGGCAGCCUGAAGAAGUAUGACUCCGUGCAGGAUAUUCUCAAGGACUUCUUUGAGUUGAGGAUGAAGUACUAUGUGCUGAGAAAGGAUUGGUUGGUUGGCAUGCUGGGAGCAGAGGGUGCUAAACUCACCAACCAGGCCCGCUUCAUCCUGGAGAAAAUCCAGGGCACCUUGGUCAUUGAGAACAAGCCAAAGAAGGAACUGAUUCGCAUGCUGCAGGAGAUGGGCUACGACUCUGACCCAGUCAAGGCUUGGAAAGAGGCUCAGGAGAAGAAUGAGGAGGAGAUUACAGAGGAAGAGGAGGAGGGAACGGAGAAGGAGGAUACCAGCGGGCCUGACUACAACUACCUGCUGAGCAUGCCCAUGUGGUUCUUGACCAAAGAGAAGAAAGAUGAGCUGUGCAAACAGAGGGAUGCUAAGUUGACAGAGCUGAACACCCUGAAGAAGAAAGCUCCAGCAGACCUGUGGAAGGAAGACCUCGCUGCUUUCUGCGAGGAACUGGAGAUUAUUGAGGCAAAAGAAAAGCAGGAUGAUGCCAUGCCUGUUGCUAAAAAGGGGGCUGGCAAAGGCAAAACGAUGAAGGUGAAGCAGGAGACUCUGCCCACGCCGCAGGGACGCCGCGUUGUCCCACGCAUUACCAGUGCCAUGAAAGCUGAGGCAAACAAGAAGGCUGAUCUUAAGAAAGGAGAAGGCAAGAGGGGCAGAAAACCUAAGAGUAAUGAUGUAGUGAUAAAGAUGGAGUUUGGAGAAGAUGCAGAGAACACAGAGCCGAGUGAGGAGGUUGGCUUGGUUGCACGACUGGGCAAGAAAACUAAAACCCAGGCAAAGGAAAAAGCAGCAUCAAAGACCGGCAGGCAGAGCACUCUUCAGUUCAAGCCUGUUGCCAAGAAGCCCAAGAAGAAUCCGUGGUCGGAUGAGGAGUCUGGUGAAGAGACUGGCGAUCUGUCCGACGAUAAAAUGGAGACAGAGGAAGUGGUUGUCCCCAGGAAGCUGGCCGAACGCAAAACUAAAGCGGCGGUGAAGUACAGUAUGUCCGACAGUGACAGUGAGAAUGAGUUUGAUGACUGGGGGAAGAAGGAAGCUCCAAAACGGAAAGCGGUUAUCAGUGGUGGUGAUGAUGAUGAUGAUGAUGCCACCUUUGCCCCAGAGCCUGCGGAUGACAGCGACAUGGACUCUCCAGCCCCACCUCCCAAAGCUCCAGUACCCACGAAGAAAAUGGCAAAGAGCACAUCGACAGUCAAGCAAGCUAACACCAAGUCGAGCUCUCAGUCGGAUGAUCAAGAGCCUGCACCCAAGGCUCCGGUUCAGCGUAAAACCAAGGAGGCUGCACCCAAGAAAGCUGCUGCUGCUAAGAAACCAGCUGCAUCCAAGAAGAAGGCUGCAGAUGUGAAGCAGCCCUCCAUCCUGGAUGCUCUUUCUAAAUCCAAACCUGCGUCCAACGCGGCUGCCAAGAAGGCCCCUUCAUUUGACUCCAGUGACUCGGAGGGAGAAGCCAGAGCUCCAGUUACAAAGACGAAGCCCGUUCUCAAACGGAAACCGCUCUCCAGUGACGACUCGGACAGCAGCUCAGACAACCUCAUGUCACGGCUCAAGUCCAAAACAACUGCCAACAAGAAAACCAAGAAGUGGGAAGAGGACGACAGUUUCCAGGUUUCGGACCAGGAGGCAGCGGUUCCCACAGCCGUGGCGGCGCGGGACAAACCCUCACGUGCCCGGAAACCUGUAACCUACAACCUGGACUCCGACUCAGAUGAAGGCUUUUAAAUUGUACUCUGUCAGUUUUAGAUUUUGUAUUAAAGACCGGUUCUUACUCAUUUAUACAUAUAGUUCGUACCUUGUGAUUUAAUUUGGCUUCGUUUUUAUCGAAAGAUGAUUGCAUUUACUGCUCGUGACUUAAAUAGACGUGCAACCUCUGCAAACAUCUUUGAUACAUGGUAGUAAAAACAAGUUUCUCAUCAAAGAGAAGUUAAAAAAAAAAAAGAAUGUAAAUGUAUGCCUAAUGCAUAGACUGCAAUAUACCUGU